Salvia hispanica is the source of this 812-nucleotide messenger RNA. RefSeq names its product intracellular ribonuclease LX-like. NCBI's taxonomy places the organism in Eukaryota, Viridiplantae, Streptophyta, Magnoliopsida, Lamiales, Lamiaceae. The record is from RefSeq and is a predicted model, not a curated record. Gene Ontology annotation, molecular function: RNA binding; ribonuclease T2 activity. Gene Ontology annotation, cellular component: extracellular region. Gene Ontology annotation, biological process: RNA catabolic process.
CCGAAUUAUAGUUGAGACAUUUAGUAUUACAAUGGAAGGAAAGGGUUCCAUAUUGAUCAUCCUAUUCGUGUUGUAUUCUCAAUCAUUUCUGUGUUCGUCUCAAGAUUUCGAUUUCUUCUACUUUGUUCAACAGUGGCCUGCUUCGUAUUGUGACACUCGGAGAAGCUGCUGCUAUCCUACAACCGGAAAACCCAAUGAAGAUUUCAGCAUUCAUGGGCUUUGGCCGAAUUACAACAACGGUAAAUGGCCUCAAAAUUGUGACACCACAAGUUCCUUAGACAUAUCUCAGAUCUCAGACCUGAAGAAGAGAAUGGAGAAAGAUUGGGUGACCUUAGCCUGUCCGUCGGGUGAUGGGAUGAAAUUCUGGGGUCAUGAAUGGGAGAAACAUGGAACAUGCACAUCAUUGGAUGAACACACUUAUUUUGAAUCAGCCCUUGACCUCAAGAACAAAGCCAACUUGCUCCAACACCUCAAACAUGCAGGGAUUCAGCCUGGGAAUUUUUUCACUAUGGAGAGCAUGAAAAGGGCAAUUAAAGAAGGAGUAGGUUAUGAAGCCUACAUAGAGUGCAAUGUUGAUACACAAGGGAAUCAUCAAAUAUACCAAGUCUAUAUGUGUGUCGAUAAAUCUGCCAAAAAUUUCAUUGACUGCCCCAUUUUGCCACGUGGAAGAGGAUGUGGCUCCCGUGUCGAGUUCCCUUCUUUGUCUCACCAUUCCGGUUCCAGUCAUGAACUUUGAUCUUUUUCAUUUGUUUGAUUUAUCCGUUCUACAUUUAGUUGCUCCAACAAUAAAUGGAACUUGAUUAUUAUUUUUA